UUUAUUAACGAGCAGGUGUUUCAGGACAGAAACAACUCUCUUUCAACUGAGUGUCAACUUUUUUUUACGCCGUGUUAAUGAAUUUUUUUUUAUUUGUAUUUAUCUUAUCUAGUAGUCAGUGGACUACAGGCUAAAAGACGACGAUAAGCCAGACACAGAGGACUAAACCAGCAUUAGGUUGUAGAUGUUUUGAUGGAUUUUUGCCCAUUAAACACUUCGACUUGCUUUUAAAAUAAUUUAUUUACAUUAUUAACCCUUCAAAAAGCUUAGUCCGUGGUCUUAGAUCUAGAAGUAGAUCAUUAGUUUUUAUUCAACGCGAUCGUGUUGGACCUGCUGGUAAUGAAUAAUGCGUUGCCCGAUGCGCUGGCAUUUUAUGUGUUUAUUGUGGACUCUUCUGAAUGGAAAGCAGUCGAUAAACCAGUCUUGCUUAUACGGUCAGUACCUGAUGAACGUGGUGUUGCUGGAAGACGGCGUGUCCCCCUGGAGUAUGAACUUCGUGAAACCAGCGGUAAUGAAAGCCAUUGAAAUGGACGCGGAAAUCAAUUACAGCAAUGAUGUGACUCGCAAUCUGACUGCUACCUACAAUGGGUUUCAAACUGUUUAUUACCGAAAUAAAGGCUGCAGCAGCAGCGCCUGUGAGGGAGUAGAGAUCCUGAUAGAUUUGACGAACUCAGGAAUGGUUGGCUGUGCUCUGCUGGGACCAUCCUGUACCUAUGCAACUUUCCAACUGGUGGAUACUGAUGUUGGUCUAGACGUCAAUAUGCCCAUCAUCUCAGCUGGGAGCUUUGGCCUGUCCUGUGACUACAAGGCUAACCUCACUCGCCUCCUGCCUCCAGCUCGAAAGGUCUCCAAUUUCUUUAUCAACUUCUGGAGAUUCUCUGAUGAUAUUAAGCCUCCAUGGAAUAAUACAUACCUCUACAAAAAAAACAAUAACACAGAGGACUGCUUUUGGUACAUGAAUGCCCUAGAGGUUGCCUCAGGCUCCUUUGCUUCCAGCAUUGAGAAGAGAGUGGUGCUUCGAAAAGAGGAAGACUUCAGCGCAGCAUUGAAAAAUAGAGAAAGUAACUUGUUUAUUUUAUGUGGAACUCCUGAUGACAUCAUGGAUUUGAAGAACGGCUCUCUGGAUGCUGAUGCUCAUGUUACCUUUAUUCUCAUUGAUCUGUACAAUGAUCAAUAUUACCUUGAGUCAUCCAAUGAUGCUAUGAAGAAUGUCUUGGUCCUGACAAUGCCUAAUAUUCGCAAUUACAACAUAACCUCCAAUAAUACGAUGAAUGAUUAUAUUGCUGCAUAUCAUGAUGCAGUGUUUCUAUUCGGGCAAGUGAUGAGGCAAAUUUGGAAGACUCCUGUCAUGGAUGUAGAGAGUGUCAACAUUAGCUAUUUCAGAAAUGUGUCAUUUAAAGGAAUUGCAGGAGAUUAUAUGUUAGAUGAAUAUGGGGAUAGAGAUGUGGUGUUUUCGGUGAUUUACACCAACACCAACAAUGAGUACAAAGUUCUGUAUACUUUUGACACCAGCACUAAUAAAACAACACUGGUCGACAACAAUCCUUCAUUCAUCUGGCCUGAACAGCAACUUCCUUAUGAUCGAAUUCAUGCUAAUAACCCAGGUCUGCCGAUGAAGUAUAUUGUUAUCAUAUCACUGGCCUCCCUUGUGUUGGUUGCGAUAGCCACAGUUGCAUUUGUCUUUUAUUGGCAGAACAGGUCAUACCGCCAUAAACAGAAGCAAUGGUCCCACAUACCCGUAGAGCUCAUUACCCCUGUAAAGUCCAGUGAGAGGAAUUUGGUGUCCCUAAAGAUUGAUGAGGAUACCUGGAAAGAUACAAGACAGAAGAUUCGCAGAGCACGCUAUGAUAAAAAGGUCGUUAUCCUUAAGGAGUUGAAGCAUUCUGAUUUCUACUUCAGUGAAAGCCAGAGAAUAGCACUUAAUGCACUAUUACAAAUAGAUUAUUACAACCUAAUAAAAUUCUAUGGUACGGUAAAAAUUGAUCAAGAGGUUCUUGGAGUAUUUGAGUAUGGUGAGCGAGGAUCUCUGAGGUAUGUACUUAAUGAUAGGAUUUCAUACCCAGAGGAGACCUUCAUGGACUGGGAGUUCAAAAUUUCUGUUAUGUAUGACAUUGCAAAGGGCAUGUCCUAUCUUCACUCAAGCCACAUUGAAGUCCAUGGCCAUCUGAAGUCCACCAACUGUGUCAUAGAUAAUCGUAUGGUAGUGAAAAUUACUGGCUUUGGUUUUAAUACUAUCCUCAGUCCAGACAGAGAUCUGUGGACUGCUCCAGAGCAUUUACGCAACGAGGGCAUUUCUCAGAAGGGAGAUGUUUAUAGUUUUGCCAUAAUUGCACAGGAAAUCAUGCUGAGAAAGUGCACUUUCUACACCAAGGCCUGUUCUGACAAAGCUGAAAAGUUGGUCCGUGUUCAGUAUCCCAGAAGGCUGAGUUUUUUCAGGCCAGAUCUAAACUUUGAAACUCCAAGUGAAAAAGAAUUGGAGGUGUACUUGCUUAUCAAAUCCUGUUGGGAUGAAGACCCUGAGAAAAGACCAGAUUUCAAAAAGAUUGAAAGCACUUUGGGAAAGAUUGUCAGUCCACACAACCAGGCCAAUGAGAAUUACAUGGGGAAUCUGAUUCGGCGGCUACAGAUGUAUUCCCGUAACCUAGAGCACCUGGUGGAAGAGCGCACAGCUUUGUACAAGGCAGAGAGAGAUAGAGCGGACAAUCUCAACUUUAUGCUUCUUCCAGGCCCAGUGGUACGUGCUCUGAAGGAGACUGGCAUUGUGCAGCCUGAGCUGUUUGAUGAGGCCACUAUCUACUUUAGUGAUAUUGUGGGUUUCACCACACUUUGCCAAUACAGCACCCCCAUGGAGGUGGUGGACAUGCUCAAUGACAUUUACAAAAACUUUGACAGCAUCCUCGACCAUCAUGAUGUUUACAAGGUGGAGACAAUUGGUGAUGCGUACAUGGUGGUGUCAGGUCUCCCACGGCGCAAUGGAGACAGACAUGUGAUGGAUAUUUGCCAUAUGGCACUGGACAUCCUUUCCUUCAUGGGCACUUUUGAGUUGCGCCACCUGCCUGGUUUGCCUGUAUGGAUCCGUAUAGGGGUGCAUUCAGGCCCUUGUGCUGCAGGUGUCGUGGGUCUUAAGAUGCCCAGAUACUGUCUGUUUGGAGACACAGUGAACACUGCCUCUCGCAUGGAGUCUACAGGAUUACCUUUGAGAAUCCAUGUAAGUCAGUCAACGAUCAACAUUAUUGAGCGGGCUGACUGCAAAUUUGAAUACACAAAGCGAGGAGAGACAUAUUUGAAGGGUAAAGGCAAAGAGACAACAUACUGGUUAACAGGAGUUACUGGACAAAACUACAACCUGCCUACUCCCCCAACAGCUGAAAACUUCCAGCGUCUGCAGCAAGACCUGGCAGAGAUGAUAAAGUGUUGUCUGGAGCAACGGUCCCCAAGUCUUAAGAAGAGAAAGACGCUUUCAACACGUCAGAGGAAGCUCAGAGGUCAAUUAGAGCUGACUGAUAGUGAGCAGCCUGAGUACUUCCACCUCGCUACUGUAGACAACCUUAGUACAUUCCUGUAACCUGUAAAAAUGUUUGUUCCAUGUUUAUUGCAGAAUAUUGUAUAUAAUCUAUAUUUCACUAUCGGUAGGUAACUAUUGAUUUGCCUUAUUUUUGUAUGCCAUUUGAAAUGUAUGUUUUGUACUUUUUUUACUCUUAGGUUAUAGUAUGUGCCUGUAUUCCAUUUGUAAGUGUGAACUUCUGUGAACAAUUUUAAAGCAUGCAUUUUUUUUACUUACCAAAUGUUGUAAGGGAGAGGUAGUUAUUAAAUUGUUCUCUAUAACUCUUCAUUAGAAUCUCAUUAUACCAAGUUUUUUUUGUCAGACCACAUCACACCAUUUUCAAUAAAACAACAAAGCUAAA
Molecule: messenger RNA, 3905 nt
Organism: Tachysurus fulvidraco (yellow catfish)
Lineage: Eukaryota; Metazoa; Chordata; Actinopteri; Siluriformes; Bagridae
Gene: gucy2cb
Product: guanylate cyclase 2Cb
Exons: 27
Coding region: 347-3565 (1072 amino acids)
Biological process (GO): cGMP biosynthetic process; protein phosphorylation; intracellular signal transduction
Molecular function (GO): guanylate cyclase activity; protein kinase activity; peptide receptor activity
Source: RefSeq, a predicted model, not a curated record